AUGGCUCGUCACAGCAAGAUCCCGAAGAAGAAUCGCAAGAAAUUAAAAUCGGUCGACCCAUACAACACAAAGGGAAAUGUGAUCAAAGAACGGGAAAUGGAAAAGAAGAAUUGUGCUCCAAAAGAAAAAGAUGAACAAGGAAUGUCGAAUCUUUUGAUGGAGAUCGGCAAAUCGCAAAGUCAAUUGGCAUUUCAAGAGUCUAUCCCAUCUUUUCCGAGGAAGAAGGCGCAUAAAAAUAGGAUUGACGCCGAGGCUGCGCGUUACGGCUAUGAGCGAAAACAGUUCGAAAGCCCGAAGAUGUUUCUCAAUCGGAUUUCCAUGGAAACUCACAAACAAGUGAACGAUAUCUCGAUAAAGGCAAAGUUUGAGCUCGCUGGUCGUGCAAAGGAAGAAAUCGACAAAGACUACAAAGAAAUUGAUGACAAAAUUGAACGAAGAAGAGAAUUGAAAAGGAAAAGAUCCGAAAAGAUAUUAGCGUUGAAGAGAGCAGAAAAAGGACUUGACGAAGAAGAUGAACCAUCUGAAGAAGAGGAAGAGGCAGCCCAUAUGGUAAAAUCAACAACACCUUCCAUGACAAAAGCUUCUUCAAAGAAAGAUAAGAAAGCACAAAGAAACGAAGAACUGAAGAAGAUUAAAAAGGACAAGCGGCUGGCAAUUCAAAAAGAGUCGCUGCUUACAGCAAAAGAAAUCGUGCCAUUCGGAGAACGAUAUGAUGCUCCACCUAAAUUCGAAUUCAACUCUAAAUUGAAAAUUGACAUGACGAAGAGGAUGGCAAAGGCUGGAAGCAAGGAUUUGAAAUUGAAAGCGCUGCUUCAGAAUAGAGGAGAGGAAAAAGAAACGAUCUACCAAGAAAAUGAGAAAAUUUCCAAAGAUACAGGUUCUAAGAUAACCGAAGCCGAUCGUCAACGCGUCAUCGACAUGUAUCGAGAGGCAAAGCGUCAGAAACGACAAAAAGAAAGUGAA
This is a messenger RNA of Mesorhabditis belari, 963 nucleotides long. NCBI's taxonomy places the organism in Eukaryota, Metazoa, Nematoda, Chromadorea, Rhabditida, Rhabditidae. The record is from the annotation of a GenBank genome assembly.